This is a messenger RNA of Echinops telfairi (small Madagascar hedgehog), 633 nucleotides long. RefSeq names its product hemoglobin subunit beta. The coding region runs from base 62 to 505 and encodes 147 amino acids. The record is from RefSeq and is a predicted model, not a curated record. Gene Ontology annotation, molecular function: haptoglobin binding; heme binding; oxygen binding. The transcript is spliced from 3 exons. Gene Ontology annotation, cellular component: haptoglobin-hemoglobin complex; hemoglobin complex; blood microparticle. Lineage: Eukaryota; Metazoa; Chordata; Mammalia; Afrosoricida; Tenrecidae. Gene Ontology annotation, biological process: oxygen transport; hydrogen peroxide catabolic process.
UGGCUGAGUACACUUGCUUGUGAUUCCGACUAACUCACUAACAACUACACAAACAGACACCAUGGUGCAUAUGACUGAUGCUGAGAAGAAACUUGUCACCACUAUGUGGGGCAAGUUAGACGUGGAUGCUGCUGGUGCUGAGACCCUGGGCAGGGUUCUGGUUGUCUACCCAUGGACCCAGAGGUUCUUUGGCCACUUUGGGGACCUGUCCUCUGCUUGUGCUGUCAUGGACAAUCCUAAGGUGCAGGCUCAUGGCAAGAAGGUGCUGCACUCUCUCGGUGAUGGCCUGAAGCACCUGGACGACCUCAAGCAUUUCUAUGCUGCCCUGAGUGAGCUGCACUGUGACAAGCUGCACGUGGAUCCUGAGAACUUCAGGCUCCUGGGCAACGUGCUGGUGUGUGUGAUGUCCCGCCACCUUGGCGCUGAGUUCACCCCGCAGGUGCAGGCUGCCUAUCAGAAGGUGGUGGCCGGUGUGGCUAACGCUCUGGCUCACAAGUACCACUGAGAUGAUGAAUUUUUCACACUUCUAUUAAUUGGAAGCCUCUGCUUCCCCAUAUACUAUCUUUGAAUUUGGGGAACUAAUUCCCCUUAUCAAGGGCAUAACUUCUGCUUAAUAAACAGCUUUCAACACAA